AUGCUAGACUCGCUUGACCCAAAAUGGGACCCAAGGAAACCGCAACCAGAAGACUAUGAACACAGAAUGACACCACAAACAGAGAAAAUAGACGGAAUAGAAACAAUAGACAUAGACCAAAGAAUCACUACAACAGGCACUGUCGCAGAUAUCUUCCGCAUCUUCACAGACGAAGAAACCAACCCAAGCAAAACCGCACCAGACCGAACACCCACAGAAGACCCUGAAAGCGAAACAAUAGAGCUAGAGGUCUAUACAGACGGCUCAGCAACGAAUAACGGCAGAAUGGGGACAAAGGCAGGCUCAGGGAUCUUCUUCAGCGAUGAUGAGGACAGCAGUAAAGCGAUCCGGAUACCAGAGGAACUAGAACCCUCAAACCAAGUCGCCGAGAUGCUAGCAAUUAAAGAAACGGCCGAAAUGUGUCCACCCGGAGCGCCGCUUCAUAUCAGAUCAGACUCGAUGUACUGUAUCAACGGACUCACUAAGAGCCUUAAGAAGUUGGAAGACACAGGGUUCUUCCUAGCUGCAAACGGAGACUUAGCAAAACUGACAAUCACAAAGAUCAGGAACAGAAGAGCAAGAACGAGACUCACAUGGGUGAAAGGACACACCGGUGUCCAUGGAAACGAAGCGGCGGACAGACUAGCGGACGCAGGACGACAAAAAGAAAACGCAGACAUCAUAGAUACAUGCGUGGAUAAAUCGCUAAUCCUUCCUGGCGCGAAGCUAAAAGCGAUGACACAAUCGACUGUAUACAAAAUUAUCAGAAGAAACAAAAUGAGGACGGACAAGUACCAAGACGCACUGGAACGGAAGGCGACAAAACGUAACAUGGAGACCGCACAGGAGGAAACCAUUAUCAAGGAACCAGAACCAAAAGGAGCAGCGACGGAAGCCCAAGUAUGGAUGGCCACCAGACACCGAGAUUUCUCGAGAAGCGUGAGGUACUUCCUAUGGAUGCUAAUCCAUGACGGGUACAAGGUCGGAGAACACUGGAAAAGAAUCCCAGGGCACGAAGAAAAGGCGCACUGUAGCCACUGCGGGGAAGACACCCUUGAGUCCAUGAAACAUAUCCUCCUGGAAUGCGAAGCAACGGGCCAACAAGAGAUAUGGAAACUAGCCUGUAAACUAUGGGAGAUGAGAACGGGAUCUGCACUGGAACCCACCAUAGGCAAGAUAAUGGCCUGCGGCGCCAUCCAGCAAGAGGACGCAAGCCUAUCCAGACUAUUCCGCAUCAUCAUCUCAGAAUCGGCGCACUUGAUAUGGAGGAUUCGGUGUGAACGUGUCAUCCAAGAGAAAGAUAACGCAUCAACCACGGAAGUCGAGAGCCGAUGGAAAAAAACGAUUAACACAAGACUACUCAUCGAUUGUAAGAUGACCAAUGCGGCAAGAUACGGAAAAAGAUCACUCAAACCUUCUCUGGUCAAGAAGACAUGGGCUAAGACCCUAAAAAACGAGGUAAACCUCCCGGACGACUGGACCAAGGGAGGCGGGGUUUUGGUGGGUAUCGGUUAA
Molecule: messenger RNA, 1515 nt
Organism: Mycena citricolor
Lineage: Eukaryota; Fungi; Basidiomycota; Agaricomycetes; Agaricales; Mycenaceae
Source: the annotation of a GenBank genome assembly